GCACGCGCUUCAACUUGGCGGGGUUUUCACCUGAUGUUGAUGAACAUAAAACAUUGAACAAUACGUAACCAGAACCCGCACUCUUUCUCUGGUUCUCCAUUUCUCCCCUUUGCAGUUACAGUUACGGUUACACCACUUCUCAUUCUCUCUCUCUCUCUAGCCUCACGAUUCAUUCUCUUCUCUGCUUCACUCGUUGUUUUUGCUCAGCAAUCAGCAUUCAAUGGCUGCUCCUGCAAACGACGUCGUCGCUGUUGAAAGGACAUUGCUCAAGCACGUUCGCGACAACGUCCAUGGCAAUAUUUUCCUUGAGCCGAUUUUCUUGAAAUUUGUUGACACCGAACAAUUUCAGAGACUUCGUGAUUUGAAGCAACUAGGUCUAACUCAUAUGGUUUAUCCUGGAGCUGUACACACUCGUUUUGAGCAUUCACUUGGUGUUUAUUGGCUUGCCGGCAAAGCUAUUGACAUAAUAAAAAAAUACCAAGGCCCAGAGCUUGGUAUUGAACAUUGCGAUGUGAUGGCAGUAAAGCUUGCUGGAUUACUGCAUGAUGUUGGCCAUGGUCCCUUCAGCCACAUGUUUGAGGGCAAGUUCCUUCCCCGGGUCUUUAAUGGUGACAAAUGGUCCCAUGAGAAAAUGUCAGCAAAGAUGAUAGAUUACAUGGUUGAUGAACACAAUAUUGAUAUUGAUCCUGAACUCCUCAAGAAAGUGAAGGAAAUGAUCACUUCAAGCUGUGGCAGUACUACACAAAAUGAAAAGGGAAACCAGUUCUUGUAUGAUAUUGUGGCAAAUGGUCGCAAUGGAAUUGAUGUUGAUAAGUACAUACUUUUCUGCCUUUCUUCCUCGUCUUGUGUGACUGUUAUUGAUAUGAGUGCUUUUGAUAAUAGUACUAUAAAAUUCAUGAUUUUCAGGUUUGACUACAUUGUUCGUGAUUGUCGUGCUUGUGGCCUAGGUUGCAACUUUCAGCCUGAAAGAUUGAUGGAGACAAUGCAAGUCAUUGACGAUGAAAUAUGUUAUCGUGCCAAAGAUUAUCUGACAAUUCACAAGUUAUUUGCAACGCGGGCUGAUUUGCAUCGAACUGUCUAUACACAUGCAAAAGUACAAGCAAUAGAAUUGAUGGUCAUAGAUGCGCUGGUGAAAGCAAACCCAUAUCUUGAUAUUGCCUCCUCAAUUCAUCAACCAUCUGAAUUUUGGAAGUUAGAUGACUCGAUUCUUAAAGCAAUUGAGAUUUCUCCUCGAGAAGAGCUCAAGGAAUCCCAAGAUUUGAUCCGACGCAUUCGCAGAAGAGAUAUAUACCAGUUCUGCAAUGAGUUUUCGGUACCAAGGGAGAGACUUGACCACUUCAGAAACAUCACACCCCAGGAUAUUGUUUGUUCCCAGACAAAUGGCGUAAAUUUGAAAGAAGAUGAUGUUGCUGUGAGCAAUGUUAAAAUUGAUUUGACAUACGGAACCGAAAACCCUCUCGAAAGAAUUAAAUUCUUCAAGGAUUACGAGAGCAAAGAAAAGUUCCCAAUCCCAGACUAUCGCAUCAGUCAUUUGUUGCCAGCUUUCAACGAAGACAUCAUAGUGAGGGUAUACAGUAAGAAGCCUGAACUGGUUGGUGCUGUUUCUGCUGCCUUUGAAAAUUAUCAGUACAAGAUAUUUGGAAGAAAAGCGCAAGUACACGAAACUCCUGAGAAGAAGAAACGCGGAAGAUGCCAUCAUUCGUAUGUCUAACCUAUUGGGACCCCAGCUUUGAAUUUGUAAAUUUCCACUCACAAGUCUCUCAGAUCAAACGAUAUACGUAGGUAGUGGCUCUUAGUUAAAAUGGUAACCAUUUUACGUAAUGAAUUGUGUAUAUUAUAUGUCUAGAAUUGAUAUUAUAAAACGUUUUACAUAGCCGUAUAAUCACAUUUAUUUUUUAGAUGACCAUUUAAAUAUGUCAUAUAAAAAGUAGUUAUUUUUUAAAGCAUGUGCUAGUGAAUAGUGAGUGAUAUUUGAUGUUACUCCGGGUUUCUUAUCUUGUAAU
This is a messenger RNA of Arachis stenosperma, 2003 nucleotides long. RefSeq lists its product as uncharacterized. Gene Ontology annotation, molecular function: dGTPase activity. Lineage: Eukaryota; Viridiplantae; Streptophyta; Magnoliopsida; Fabales; Fabaceae. The coding region runs from base 221 to 1711 and encodes 496 amino acids. Gene Ontology annotation, cellular component: nucleus. Gene Ontology annotation, biological process: dGTP catabolic process. The transcript is spliced from 18 exons. The record is from RefSeq and is a predicted model, not a curated record.